Ustilago hordei is the source of this 1191-nucleotide messenger RNA. RefSeq lists its product as uncharacterized. The record is from RefSeq and is a predicted model, not a curated record. Gene Ontology annotation, cellular component: actin cortical patch; F-actin capping protein complex. Bases 1 to 1191 code for a protein of 396 amino acids. Gene Ontology annotation, biological process: barbed-end actin filament capping; actin cytoskeleton organization. Gene Ontology annotation, molecular function: actin filament binding. Lineage: Eukaryota; Fungi; Basidiomycota; Ustilaginomycetes; Ustilaginales; Ustilaginaceae. The transcript has a single exon.
AUGUCAGCCAACUCAUCCCGCCUCAACGAGGUCCUAUCCCUCCUCACCCAAUCACCUCCCGGCCAAACAUCGCAAGUCUACCACGAUCUUCGCGGCAUCCUCUUCGACGCCGAGUCGAAUGCUACCGACAAGAUUGACGACGCUAAGCUGCAAUCCGCCGCUGCAGUAGCACUCGAAGAAUACAAUACUCAACAGCUUGUCACUGCUACCCUGCCAUCCAACGACGCAGCCGUCAUCAUCUGUCAAGCCGGUCACGUGCCAGGUAACACUUCUGAUGCAGGUGCAGGCGUGAAGCGAUACGUACAUCCCAAGUUGGGCAAGACGUUCUUGUUUGACCAUGUCAAGAGGACCAUUAGCGAUGUGAAGGACCUAACAGUUGCGGAUGAGAAGGCGGAGGAGAAGAGGAAAGCGUUAGAGAAGGCACUAGAAGAGUACGUCAAGGAUAGGUAUCCGGAUGGAGUCAGCUCUGUUUUCUCCAUCUCAAGCGCACCUGUGAAGGCCGAAGAAGAGGAUGAGUUGGCGGAAAAGGUCAAGAAGGCCGCUGUCGAAGAUGCAAAGACGCCUGCGGAGAACACUGCUGCCAUCGGUACCGAGGAUGCUGAUGAGAAGAUGGAUGAUGAAACCACCGCCACCAAAGAAGAAAUCACCGAAGAGAAGGAGGAGGAAGAGAACGCGGUAGAAGAUGACCCAGCAGAGGCAGUUGCUGCAUCUGAAGCCGUCGAGAACAGCACCAACACUCAAACCUCCUCUACCACAACCGCCGCACCCCCCGCCAAAACUACGUUCGCAAUCCACCACGUCGGCAACCGUUUCAACCUCUCCAACUUCUGGUCCGGUCGCUGGCGCGCUUCCUACACCCUUGAUCCCACCGUUUCACCCCCUACCCUCACCUCAACUCUCUCGGUACAAGUACACUACUUCGAAAACGGCAAUGUGCAGCUGAAUGCUGCUAAGCCUCGCACUUUCCAUCUCACCUCAGACGGAGAUGAUGCAGAGAAGUUGGCAAAGGAGGUUGUCAAGGUCAUUGCUGCGCACGAGGAUGGAUGGCAGAAGGGGUUGGAAGAGAGUUAUGAUGAAUUGGCAGAGAGAGCGUUCAAGGCUUUGAGGAGGCAACUGCCGCUGACGAGGCAGAAGAUCGAUUGGGACAAGGUGUUGAACUAUAAGCUUGGGGAUGAAUUGAGUCGGGCGUAA